Molecule: messenger RNA, 1905 nt
Organism: Pediculus humanus corporis (human body louse)
Lineage: Eukaryota; Metazoa; Arthropoda; Insecta; Psocodea; Pediculidae
Exons: 7
Coding region: 1-1905 (634 amino acids)
Biological process (GO): regulation of synapse structure or activity; neurotransmitter loading into synaptic vesicle; synaptic transmission, glutamatergic
Cellular component (GO): excitatory synapse; synaptic vesicle membrane
Molecular function (GO): L-glutamate transmembrane transporter activity; neurotransmitter transmembrane transporter activity
Source: RefSeq, a predicted model, not a curated record
AUGCCGGCACAAAAUAAAAAUUUAAGAAACGUACAACCGACUUUGGUACUCGGCGGAAAACAAUAUUCAACCGAAAUAAGACUCGAAGAUUUGGACGAUGAACUUCCGGAACCGGAAAGGCCGCCAUUGAGAUUGAUCGAUCGAUACGUAAAAGCCGAAUGCCCUUGUUUGAGUCAGAGAUAUACUGUUGCCGUUUUAACUUGUUUGGGAUUCGUCAUUUCUUUCGGUAUGAGAUGCAACAUGGGAAUGGCCAAAUUACAAUUCGAACAUUACGAUAACAGCUCGAUAAAUUUUGACGAUGUUAAAUUUAAUUGGUCCGUCGGUGUGGAAAGCGCAGUGGAUUCAUCAUUUUUUUGGGGAUAUUUAAUAACGCAAGUACCCGGUGGAUUUUUAGCAUCUAAAUACCCGGCAAAUAGAAUAUUCGGUACGGCUAUUGCCACGUCAUCAUUUUUAAAUCUUCUCGUACCGGGUGCAAUAAGCAUACAUCCGACGAUAACAAUACUCGUGAGAAUAUGUCAAGGAUUAGUUGAAGGUGUUACAUAUCCCGCCUGUCAUGGAAUUUGGAGAUUUUGGGCGCCACCAUUAGAACGUUCGAGAUUAGCAACGCUCGCAUUUUCCGGAUCUUACGCAGGUGUCGUUUUAGGUAUGCCAUUAUCAGGUUUAUUAAUCGGUGGUAUAGGUUGGCAAGCUCCUUUUUAUUUUUACGGUGUUGUCGGUUUGCUUUGGUAUUUGUUUUGGCUUUGGUUAACAUUUGAAAAACCCUGCAAACAUCCGACCAUCAGUGCUAAAGAAUUAUAUUACAUAGAACAAUCUUUAGGUUCGAGUACUCAAGUAGCUAUGCCAACAAUAUCUACGACACCCUGGAAAAAUUUUUUCACAUCGACUCCAGUUUAUGCUAUUAUAAUAGCUAACUUUUGCAGAUCGUGGAAUUUUUACUUAUUAGUUUUGUUCCAGGCAAAAUAUUUACAAACUUGUUUUAAUUUUCAAAUCGAAGAGACUGGUUUUGUCGGUGCUUUACCACAUCUACUUAUGACCAUGAUUGUACCCAUGGGUGGAUUACUCGCUGAUAACAUAAGAAAGAAAGGCAUAUUAUCGACAACGGCAGUUCGAAAAUUAUUCAAUUGCGGAGGAUUCGGAAUGGAAGCAUUGUUUUUCGUUGUUGUUGCUUAUGCAAAAACUGCAAUGGCGGCAACGGUUGCUUUAACGUUCGGAGUUGCAUUUUCCGGGUUUGCCAUUAGCGGUUUUAACGUUAAUCAUUUGGAUAUUGCUCCUAGGUAUGCAAGUAUUCUCAUGGGUAUGUCUAACGGAAUUGGAACUAUAGCCGGUUUGAUUUGUCCGAUAGCGAUUGAUAACAUAACUCGACAUCACGAUUGUCCAAGUUGGAAAACCGUUUUCAUACUUGCUGCAACCGUACAUUUUGUCGGUGUGACGUUUUAUGCAAUUUUUGCAUCGGGAGAGUUACAACCCUGGGCAGAGCCAACACCAGAACAAUUAAAAGCUUGGGAAGAAGCUGCAACGGGUAACAAAUCUCAAAUUGUGCGACCUCCUCCACCCAGACCUCCAAUUCCAGGUGAAAAAACAAUAGAAACUCAAUUAACAAAUACCUUACCUCAACAAAAUUAUGGAGCCACAGAACCAUCAAAUCCUUCAAAUCCAUUUAGAACCGGUGGUGGUGGUGACGCGAACAUUGUCGGUAACGAAUGGGGUGACGAACAAAAAUACAUUUCACCAAGUCAAUUAGAAUUUACUCGACAGAGUCAAUAUACAGAUGUGACCGGAAGUAGAAUUUUACCUCCGGGUACAAAUCCAUUUACUUACACUAAUACAUUUAUUGCCGAAGAACCAGUUCAACCCGAACCCCAAGAUCCUUAUUUACAUGGUACCAUGUCCGAUAGAGCUUAUUAA